This is a messenger RNA of Ordospora colligata OC4, 2166 nucleotides long. Its product is annotated as WD40 domain-containing protein. Lineage: Eukaryota; Fungi; Microsporidia; Ordosporidae. The transcript has a single exon. The record is from RefSeq and is a predicted model, not a curated record. Gene Ontology annotation, cellular component: COPI vesicle coat. Gene Ontology annotation, molecular function: protein binding; structural molecule activity. Bases 1 to 2166 code for a protein of 721 amino acids. Gene Ontology annotation, biological process: intracellular protein transport; retrograde vesicle-mediated transport, Golgi to endoplasmic reticulum; endoplasmic reticulum to Golgi vesicle-mediated transport.
AUGAAGCUGAAAAGAUCAAUACAGAAGACAUUUGGAUCGACAAAGGUGAAGAGUGUACAGAUCCAUCCCACGAAGGCGAUUGGAUUUGCAGGACUGUUUGAUGGACAGGUGCAAGUAUGGGAUAUGGAGAGGAUGGCACACGUUGAUAGUGUGCAUGUAUGCAGCGAGCCGAUUCGAACCUGUGUGAUAUUGAGAAAAAUGGACUGGAUUCUUAUUGGGAGCGAUGAUGGAUGUGUUACUGUAUAUGAGCUUGGAAAGUAUAGGAAGAUCAAGUCUUUUCAGGCACACAGUGACUUCAUAAGAAAGAUAGAAGGGCAUCCUGAGAAGCCUAUGUUUGUGACGGCAUCUGAUGAUACUACGAUGAAGAUGUGGGUAUAUGAAAAUGGAAUCAACCAGUCGAUGACUUAUACUGGCCAUGGACAUUUUGUCAUGGAUGUAUGCUUUUAUCCACAGGACAGUAGUAAGUUUAUUUCGUGCUCGUUGGACUCAACGAUUAAGAUGUGGAGUGUGGAGAAGCCGCACUGUAUAAGGACUUUCAAAGGGCACAGUUCUGGAGUGAACAGCAUAUGUUUUGUGAAUGAAGGAUAUCUGGUGUCUGGAGCGGAUGACCUGACAUUGAAGGUAUGGGAUUUCCAGACUGGACAAUGUGUUUCGACACUCACAGGACACACAAACAAUAUCAACAAGGUGUAUAUGUUGAACAGUUUUCCGUUGUUUGCGUCCUGCAGUGAAGAUGGAAGUGUGCGUCUUUGGAAUAGUAAGACAUUCAAGCAGGAAGACAUGCUUGCACUGCAGGGAGGAAGGGUAUGGGAUAUCAAAGAGCGAGAUGGAAUGAUGAUGAUUGGAUGUGAUGAGGAGCUUAUUUUUGUGGGAGCACAGCAGAUGUCAUCGCUUGCAGGGAUGAGCAAUGGAAGGAUAUUCUAUUGUGUGGGAAAUUCAGUGUAUGGCUCCAGAAGUGACAGUGUUGGAGUAAAGAAGAUGAUAUCGAGUUUGGACUUCUGUCCUGAUGAACUGGAUGCGUCACCUGGUGGAAAGAUGAUAGCGCUUGGUAAUGAAGGAGAGUAUAAAGUUUAUUCAUCGUUGGGAUUCAGGAGCAAAUAUUCAGGGGAAGGAAGAGAUUUUCAGUUUAUUGAUGAGGAGGAAUAUGUAGUAAGGAAUGGAAGCAUAGUUAAUUUCUAUAAGAAGGCGGAAGUGCUGAGGAGUUUAGAAAUCCAAGGAAUCAGCAAGUUGUUUUACCUGACUCCAAAGUUGUUUGGUGCAAAUGUGAUGGAGCAUACUGUAAUCUACAGCAUGUCUGGAAGACCUGUGUGCCAGAUAGAAGGUAUUUCAAGUCACCUGGUGGUGAUUGGGGAUUUUCUGAUUGCAUGUGGAGCAGCGAUUGAAGUGUAUAAGAUAAACCAUGAGAUGAUUGAGGGAUUUGAGGAGUUGGACAUUGAGGUGACCGAUGAGAUGAUGACAGAGGUAUUUGAACAUGUAUGCAGUGAGUAUUAUACAGUGAGUUCAUGUUGCGUAGAUAACGAGGUGCUGUAUUUUGUAUCGUGCAUGAAAGGAUAUUAUAUGAUUGUUGGUGAAAAACCUUAUGUAUAUCAUUUUUCAUCAAUUGAGGGUAUAUUAGCGGGUGUUGAAGGAGAGGAUGUAUUCUAUUUGCAAGACAAAUUGAUUGAGAUUAGGAAGGUGGAUGGCAGGUUUAUGGAGUUCCAAAAGGCAAUACUACAAGGAAAUGCAAUUGAGGUGAGUGAUGGAAUACGUAGUCGGGCGAUUGUAUUUUUUGAAUCUCUAGGGAUGCAUGAGGAGGCUCUGAGACUGUGUAUGGACGAUAAUCAAAGAUUUGAGAUUUUACUGAAGCUGAAUCGGUAUGAUGAAGCAUUUAACAAGGCAAACAGCAUUGCCAAGUAUGAGAAGUUAGGAAGAUAUUUUCUUAAAAAUGGAGAGCUUGAAAAGGCAUCUGAUUGUUUCUUUAAGUCCAAGAACUGGGUUAGUGUGUUGUUAACAGAUACGUUGAGUGGAAAGAUUAAUCUCAGUGCUGUUGGUGAUGAGUGCAAGAGGGAAGGAAGACUUAAUCAUGCAUUUUUUGCAUAUUUGAAAAGUGAGAGAUAUGGAGAAUGUGCAAGGCUGUUGGAAGGUACUGCAUUCAGUGCGCUUUUUGCAAAGAAUUAUCUUGAUUAA